AGCCCUCUACAGGGACGUCAUGCAGGAGACCUAUGAGAUGGUGACCUCGCUGGGAUUUCCCCUUGCCAAACCUGAGCUUAUCGCCCGCCUGGAGCAAGGGGAAGAGCCGUGGGUGCCCGAUCUCCAGGCCUGCGAGGAAAGAAGGCUUCCAAGAUGCACCCAUACAGAAGGUGCUGAGCGAGGGAAUGAGAAUGAGGAGGAGAAUCAUCAUCAGGAAGUUCCUGGAGAAGUGCAACCCCAGGCGACCUUUGUGGGAGGAGCUGAAGGGAUAUGUUUCAGUCCAAAGUCAGCACAAAAGUCACUUAAGAAAAGCCACACUGUAGAAAGGCCCCAUAAGUGCUUGGACUGUGGGAAAAGUUUCAUGCAAAGGUCAGACCUUGUUAAACAUCAGGCAAUACACAGAGGAGAGAGACCCCACAAGUGCUUGGACUGUGGGAAAAGAUUCAAACAGAGGUCAAACCUUGUUCACCAUCAGGCAAUUCACACAGGAGAUAGACCCUACAAGUGCUUAGACUGUGGGAAAAGUUUCAUGCAGAGGUCACACCUUGUUAAACAUCAGGCAUUACACACAGGAGAUAGACCCCACAAGUGCUUGGACUGUGGGAAAAGUUUCAAGGAAAGGUCCUACCUUGUUAAACAUCAGGCAAUCCACACAGGAGAGAGACCCCACAAGUGCUUGGACUGUGGGAAAAGAUUCAAACAGAGGUCAAACCUUGUUCACCAUCAGGCAAUUCACACAGGAGAUAGACCCUACAAGUGCUUAGACUGUGGGAAAAGUUUCAUGCAGAGGUCACACCUUGUUAAACAUCAGGCAAUCCACACAGGAGAGAGACCCCACAAGUGCUUGGACUGUGGGAAAAGUUUCAUACAAAGGUCAGACCUUGUUUGUCAUCAGUCAGUCCACACAGGAGAGAGACCACACAAGUGCUUGGACUGUGGGAAAAGUUUCAUGAGAAGGUCACACCUUGUUUGUCAUCAGUCAGUCCACACAGGAGAGAGACCCCACAAGUGCGUGUACUGUGAGAAAAGUUUCAUAAGAAGGUCACACCUUGUUCGACAUCAGGCAAUCCACACAGGAGAGAGACCCCACAAGUGCUUGGACUGUGGGAAAAGUUUCAUACGAAGGUCAGAAUUUGUUUAUCAUCAGGCAGUCCACACAGGAGAGAGACCCCAUAAGUGCUUGGACUGUGGGAAAAGUUUCAGACGGAGAUCAGCCCUGGUUAAACACCAGAAAAUCCACACAGGAGAGAGACCCCAUAAGUGCUUGGACUGUGGGAAAAGUUUCAGACGGAGAUCAGCCCUGGUUAAACACCAGAAAAUCCACACAGGAGAGAGACUCCACAAGUGCAUGGACUGUGGGGAAAGUUUCAUAAGAAGGUCAGAAUUUGUUUAUCAUCAGGCAGUCCACACAGGAGAGAGACCCCACAAGUGCUUGGACUGUGGGAAAAGUUUCAUACGAAGGUCAGAAUUUGUUUAUCAUCAGGCAGUCCACACAGGAGAGAGACCCCACAAGUGCUUGGACUGUGGGAAAAGUUUCAUACGAAGGUCAGAUUUUGUUUAUCAUCAGGCAGUCCACACAGGAGAGAGACCCCACAAGUGCUUGGACUGUGGGAAAAGUUUCAUACAGAGGUCAGAGCUUGUUAGACAUAAAGUAGUCCACACAGGAGAGAGACCCCACAAGUGCUUGGACUGUGUGAAAAGUUUCAUGAGAAGGUCAGACCUUGUUUGUCAUCAGUCAGUCCACACAGGAGAGAGACCCCACAAGUGCUUGGACUGUGGGGAAAGGUUCAUACGAAGGUUAGACCUUGUUUGUCAUCAGUCAGUCCACACAGGAGAGAGACCCCACAAGUGCGUGGACUGUGAGAAAAGUUUCAUAAGAAGGUCACACCUUGUUCGACAUCAGACAAUCCACACAGGAGAGAGACCCCACAAGUGCGUGGACUGUGGGGAAAGGUUCAUACGAAGGUUAGACCUUGUUUGUCAUCAGUCAGUCCACAGAGGAGAGAGACCCCACAAGUGCUUGGACUGUGGGAAAAGUUUCAAACUCAGGUCACACCUUGUUCAACAUCAGGCAAUUCACAGAGGAGAUAGACCCCACAAGUGCGUGGACUGUGAGAAAAGUUUCAUAAGAAGAUCACACCUUGUUAAACAUCAGGCAGUCCACGCAGGAGAGAGACCCCCACAGGUGCUCACUCCGUAGGUAAACAUUUAGACAGAGAUCGGCCCUGGUUAAACACCAGAAAAUCCACACAGGAGAGUGACUGUGUAAGUGCUUGGACUGUGGGAAAAGUUUCACAUGGAGAUCAGACCUCAUUCAACAUGGGAGAAUCCACACAGGAUCUAAACUUCUGUGACACAUGACAAAAAGGGUUAAGCAGCUUCCAUGUAAUUGACUCAGAUCAGGCCUUGUUACACAUCAGGGAAAACUAAAUCCUCAGUACCACUUCCAGGGCCGGCUCCAGGCACCAGAUGAGGAAGCACGUGCCUGGGGGGCGGCACUUUUUGCUUGGGGUGGCAAAAAGAGCUUGAGCUGGCCCUGAUCACUUCAAAGUAAUCUUAUUGAGAGCGGCAACAGUUCCUCAGUACCUCUCUGCAUUUGAUUUUGUUACAAAAUCAAUAAGUUCGGAUGGCAUGAGCCCCAGAGGGACAGACGGUUCCACGGGCAGCUCUCCUUCGAUACCCCAUUAGAGAUUUCAGAAGGUCUCUUACCUCUUGAUUGGCACCUUGGGGUUCGAAGGGGAACAGUCCGCAGUAGCUGCCGCUGGCUGAGCUGAGCGUUACCAUCCGAGUCACGGCAUCAAUAAUUGUGGAAGAAAACAGAGUUUUUACUUUUAGGUUGGUUGUAACAAAUCAGAGACAGUUUAUUCUUAAGCAAUUGCAAGAGGGGAACUGCACACCCGGGCAGGGAAUCUCUCUUACUGCAGGUAGGGCUCCAAAGAUAAACAGUUGGAGCAAGACUUUCUACCUUUUUUUUAAAUCGACAAUAAUGAUUAUAGCUGAACAACCUUGCCACUUGCUGAAACCAGAAAACUGGAUCUACAUAAAGGUCCAUCAGCGAAAGACCGCCCUGGCUCCACGCUGGAAAGGCCCUUAUGAAGUCCUGCUGACUACCAACACCGCUGUAAAAUGCCAAGAACUGACUGCCUGGACCCGUGCUUCUCACUGCAAAAAGGCCUCUCCACCUCAAGAGCACUUUACGACUGAUGAUCAGCCUGUUUCUCCUUCUGGUGCUGCUGUUUCUUUUGGGCAGCAGAAAAAAAGGAUAAGAUAAAAUGCUAGUAACCUCUCCCUUGUCCACUGACAGAACUACCAUGCAUUUGGCUUGUGCUGAAAAACCUAAAGCAUUACAGGGUGAUGUGCUAGUAACCUCUCCCCUGCAAAAUGCUAAACCACCACUGUGCCAAGAAAGAAGAAGGAACACUUGCUCUACUGAAACCACCAAAGCCCAGUAUCCUGCUGGGUCCGUGGGAAAAAUGCAUGUGGGAUUAAAUAAUUCACCAAAACAUUUGGGAAAUUAAACAACCUAGUAUGCCUAACCGAUUUCUAGUCAGUGCUCCUGGAAUAACCCCCGACAUUUAAAUAAAAAUAGGGCAUCAGUGGACACUUUGGCCUUUAGAACCCCCACAGCUUCAGCGUGUACAAAAACUGAAGCCUGGGGAAGUUGUCACUCUUCAUGACAACGUUUGUUGGAAGGGUAUGGGACAAAAAACGACCCUACAGAACACCUGCUUUUCCAAGCUAAUAAUAGCCGCGUGUAUGUUGUAAGAGAAAACUUCAAUAGGCCUCAUAUUUCUCCCAGGCCUCUAUUUAUCCAAGGUAAGCUAACUGCAUAAGUGAGUAGGAGGGCUGGAGAAGGGGGACAAGAAAGAAACUUGCCAAAGGAGAAGGAGUGUUAGAAAAGCCAGUAACCGCAAGAGGACAACCUGUGAAUAACAGGAAAAGCUUCUUUUGCUAUAUUCUUAAUAAGGCUUGUUUUUGAUAAACUUCUGAGUUACUAAUAAGGUUUGGAAAAGUGGGUGUGUAACUGUUUGUGGUUUUAAGCUUUAAGGUUCCUUGUUAUCGGGAGAGCUACCAGCAUAUGCUUGAAAUAAAGAAGCCUCAGGCUUAUCUGAUUCAAACACAACACGUGGUUAAUUUUCCAUCCCAAUGUCAAAGCCACCACUUUGCAAGACAUACAUUUUAAUCUCACCACUGCUGCAGGCAAUAGAGUUCUACAGUCAGCCCUGAGAUUCCAAAUAACCCUUUAAUUGAACUGCCUUAGUACCUGACCGAUUCCAAAAUUUGCUUUCACUGCUACCAAAGGUCCAGAAAAUCUCUGAAUUACAAGGUCAAAUUCAUAUGCUCCAAAAUAUAUAUAUCAACUUGAAAAGUGUGCCUUUCAUACAGCCUAUAGGGUAUCUACUUUAUGUACUAAUUAUGAUGUAUUGUGCUAUGUAACUAAGGCAGUACGACAGCCCCAUCAUAUUAUUACAAUGGGAAUGUUAAUGCUUUUAUUGCUUUUGUUUAGCUUAAAAUUAUGUUGUCGUAAAGAACAUAAUAAUAAUAAUAAUAAUACCUUACAUGUUCAUACUAACCUUCCAUUAGGCGACCCUAAGCAGUUGCCUAGGGCGCCAGGAGUU
Messenger RNA from Mauremys reevesii (Reeves's turtle), 4619 nucleotides. RefSeq names its product zinc finger protein 585B-like. Bases 20 to 2200 code for a protein of 726 amino acids. Gene Ontology annotation, molecular function: RNA polymerase II cis-regulatory region sequence-specific DNA binding; DNA-binding transcription factor activity, RNA polymerase II-specific. Gene Ontology annotation, biological process: regulation of transcription by RNA polymerase II. The transcript has 3 exons. The record is from RefSeq and is a predicted model, not a curated record. NCBI's taxonomy places the organism in Eukaryota, Metazoa, Chordata, Testudines, Geoemydidae.